UAUGUAUUUCCCGGGGUUGUUAUGGCUUUUCCCCGUAAUUUCCCCGUACUUUCAAUUCAUUCUUAGUGUCUGAAUGAACCAGCAGAAGUCCGACCAUCGGCGCCCCGCCACCAGCCAUGGCCUUUCUGCGCGGAUUUCUCGAAAAUCUACGAUCCACGCGGCUAGAGCCCGAACCACACAAGGUGCUUGAGGUGAAGCCCGACGAGUACGCCCUGUGCAACAUCCUGGCUCGUGAGGACUCCUUGGUGCUGUACCAGUACGCCGUGAGCACGCCGGAGAGCGCAGAGUCUGGCUCGUACGACGUCGUGUUGCACAAGGAUGUCACCCGGUCUCCACACGCCGCCUUCAGUCUGCUGCGCACCAAGGACCAGGUGGCUGCGGAGGUGAGCUUUGUGCAACUGCGGGACAAGCUGCCCCUGCUGCUGGAGUGCGUGCCGGACCUGCUCUCCAAGGACCUGGUGCAGGAGGUGGUCCUCCUUGUGCGCAACAACCCCUCCUGGACCCUGGCACACCUGGCCGCACACCUCGGGCUCGUGGACUGCUUCAAGAACCAGAAGGUGGCCGCGCAGAUCUGCCAGCCUGCCCAGGACACCCUUGCCACGCCGCUCCACAUCGCAGUGCGUGCCCAGAAGCUCAACUCUGUUCAGGUGCUGAUGGGCAUGGACGCUCCGCUCAACCUCACCGACCACAACGGGGACACCAUUUACCACGCAGCCGCCGUCACAACCAAGGAGCUCAUCAAGGCGCUGUCGGUGAGACCCGCCCCUACGGCCGUCAUCAAUCAGGUGAACAACGACGGCUACACCCCCCUGCAACUGGCCUGCCUCACGGACAAGCCGGAGUGCGUCCGGGAGCUCCUCAAAGAGGGCGCCGACGUAAACUCCGCCUCCGUCAACCUUGCCGACAGAAACAACAGCACCUGCCUAGGGCGAGACCACGUUGAACAGAACGGGCACAACUUCCAGAUAGAAGACAUGAAGCACGGCGGAACUCCACUGCACUGGGCCAAGACCACGCAGUGCCUGGAGACGAUGAUUGAGCUGGGCUGCGACCUGGAUGCGAAAAACUUCCAGGGCAACACGGCGCUGCACAUAAUGGUCGCCAGAGGCCGCCUCGCGUGCGUCAUAAGCCUCCUCAGCCACGGCGCCAGCGUCAACGCCGUGGGCUGCGACGGAGACACCCCGCUGCACGCCGCCGUGCGGGGCGACGUGUCCCUGAUCCACGCCCUGAUCGUGUUUGGUGCGGACGUGAACCAGCCCAACCAAAAAGGGGAGACUGCCCGCCACCUGGCAGCCACCUCCAAGCUGAGCAAGCGGGACAGCGUGCUGUACACCUUGCACGCGGUGGGCGCCCGGCGCUGCGACCGCGACCAGGCCUGCACCGAAGGCUGUUCCCCAGAAGGAUCCUUCGACGGCGUGGCCCCCGAGAAACCAAACUUCUUCAAGGCCUCGCGCCUGUACGACGACCUGAUGGGAGCGUCGAUAGUGAAGAGUGCCCUGGGCCGCUGCCAGGAGCGUCAGCGGCCCCCUCGCAGCCGGUCGCGGGUGCUGUGCCUGGACGGGGGGGGCAUCCGGGGCCUCAUCAUCAUCCAGAUGCUGGUGGCCCUGGAGGCCGUGGUGGGGCGCCCGGUCCUCGACUGCUUCGACUGGGUCGCCGGCACUAGCACCGGAGGCGUCCUCGCUCUGCUCCUUGCAUGCGGAAAGACGCCCCGGCAGUGCCUGCAGCUCUACUUUAGCCUCAAGGACAAGGUGUUCAUCGGAAACCGGCCGCACGACGCAGACUCCCUCGAGAAGUUCCUCCAGCGGGAGAUGGGCGAGACCACCCUCAUGACCGACAUCAAGCACCCAAAACUGAUGAUCACGGGGGUACUGGCAGAUCGACAUCCGGCGGCACUACACCUUUUCCGGAACUACGACUCGCCCAAGAAGAUUCUCGGAGUGACCGAGGACGAGUCGGACUUCCCCUCGUGCACACCGCCGCACGAGCAGCUGGUGUGGCGAGCAGCGAGGGCGUCCGGUGCCGCGCCAACCUACUUCCGGCCGUUUGGCCGGUUCCUCGACGGUGGACUCAUCUCCAACAACCCGACCCUCGAUGCCAUGACCGAGAUCUGCGAGUACAAUGAAGCUCUCAAGGCCACGGGCCAGGAGGAGAAGAUGCAGCCCCUGGAGGUGGUGGUCUCCCUGGGCACGGGCAAGAUCCCCGUGGUGCCCGUCACGGUCAUCGACAUGCUGCACAUGGGCACGGGCAUCCUGGGCGCAGCCAAGAUGGCCUUCGGGGCCAAGGCCUUGGGGCAGCUCAUCAUCGACCAGGCAACGCAGGCCAACGGACGCCUGGUGGAUCGUGCCCAGGCGUGGUGUCGCACCAUCGGCGUGCCCUACUUCCGCCUCAAUGCCCCCAUCUCGGAGGACGUCUGCCUCAACGAGACCGACAACCGCCUGCUCGUGCGCGUGCUCUGGGAGACGCUCGUCUACAUGCGAGGCCGCCGCGCCGAACUCGACGAACUCGCACAACUCGUACGGCCCUGAAUCUCUGGACCAAACUCGUCAAACUCGCGUACGGGGCACGGCCUCCAUUUGCUCUUACGGGAUCGACUCAAGAUUGAUGCCACACACAGUAAUGCAAUUUUUCCGCAAAAAAGGGGCGUCGACAACCAUUUGUAAGGUCACGAUGCUGUGCGCGGCAACGUAAUUCUUCUGCAAAAGAGGGGGCCGACGACGGCUGCAAUUUUUAAGGUCAUGAUUCUGGAGAUUCUACAUCAGAUGGUGCCAGGAGCUUAUUAAGUGGCCCUUCUUUGUAAUAAGGUCGCGGAGGCAAGACUUUUAUAUGUCGCCGUCGGAGGCGAAAAUUCGGGACCGUCAUAUUUUUGGAGUGGCACUAUGCCACAAGUUUGGUGCUAUGUCCCGAUUGGUUUUAAAUUUUUCGUUAUUUUAUGAGGCGCGCCUUAAUGUUACUAUUGUCGCUUUAUUUUCCCGCUUUUAGCUCUUUGUGGCAACGAAGGUAGUUUUCUAGUUACAGACUGAACUGUCGUCUGCUUCCGUGUCAACGGCAUCUCUGGCGAUCUCUUUAAAUUUAUUCUGAAACGAAAUGAAAUCCCUAUGACUAUAUGAGUUAACAAUGUUUCUUUAGUUUUGAGCUAGUCCCAUAUGAACUCAUGUAGCAGAUGAUCGAUUGAUUUGUGCUAAUUUACGUGACCAAAACUGAAACGUCAGCAACCUGAUACCUGGCAGACGACGCUAAAAUAUUUGCCAGACGACGUCACGACGGUCUGCAGACUAUGUUGUCAUGACGUUCCGUAAACAGUGUUAUCGCGCCUGAUGGACAGUGUUGCCACAGUGUUCAGCACACAGCGUUUGGCAGACAAUGUUUUCUCAUAGUUUGCCAGGCGACGUCAAAACGCAUGGCAGACGGCAUUGUCACAACGUUGUAACAAGGUCAAAACAAGGCCCGUCCAAAAUGCACUUAGAAAAAAAAAAAAAAAAAAGCUUUGUGGCCUACAUUUAGCGCAAACAGUUCAUGAAGCCGAUUUUAUAAAAGCUUCACGCGCGACGCUUGCUAGUCUCUCCGAACACCGCGUUUCGAACCUAUUUUUGCUUUACCUACUCAUCCACUCUCAGUGCCUACACUGUACAAUUCUCGAAAGAGAGAGAGGGUAACGUUACUAGAAGACACUUUUGGCUAACCACACUAAUAAAAAAAAAACAACUAAUUUGAGGAAUUUUGUUGAGGCAGCGCAUUCCUUCUUUUCACAUUCCGAGAGGCAUUCGCACACACGUCUGAACAGAUUUUGUACUCAAACAGAACGAACAGGGUCGUGCCUUUACUUGUUUAGCGUAUUUAAAUAAGUUAUGUCAAUAUUACUACCGUUACUGCUGUUGUCGUCGUAAAAGCAACACUGGGACAAGCUUUAAUAUUUGUUUUUGUUUAAUUAGCUUUGUACUUACAUUGCACGUGCCGUUGUGCCGAGCCCCCACGUGUGGUCGUGUUUUACGAAUGUUAAGUUUGUUAUACUACUUUCUGUGAUAUGAGCUGGGAGCUUGUUGAGUUUGCAACUGAUCUGGGCUUCAACGUUUCUCGUGUCAACUAUUGGUGGUGUGCAAACGUGAAAACGGUUAUUUUGCCCUCAAAGGAAUUCUGAAACGUUAUUUUGGAAACGUUUGCCUUUUCAUACUACAUUGGGGUGAUUUGCAAGACGCGAUCACCCCUGUAAAACAUUAUUGAACCGGAAACUUGGUUGAGACAUUAAAGCAAUGUUGGAAACUCUUUCUUUAUAAAACUUGUUUAGAGUGUAGCCCAGAGAAAGUGUUGCAGGUUUCAGUUUUCAAUUAAAACUUUCAGUUAAAAAAAAAAAAAAAAAAUGUUCGGUGCUUUGUUGAGUAGCGGCUGGUUUUGUUACACGACCUCGAGGAUUGCGGUAUUGUUUUUUAUUCAGCGUGGAAAGCGCACCCUUAUGCAGUGGGUUUCGCUCCUUCUAAGCGAGUAGUUGUUCUUGCUGCGCUACCGCCGAGUUGGGCUUUCCCGAUUUUGCUCCAAGAAGUCAAAUAAAAGGAACAUGCAAAAGAAGAAAAAAAAAGUACUUUGCGUACACGAAAA
Messenger RNA from Ixodes scapularis (black-legged tick), 4590 nucleotides. It is a transcript of the gene iPLA2-VIA, whose product is annotated as 85/88 kDa calcium-independent phospholipase A2. Gene Ontology annotation, cellular component: mitochondrion. Lineage: Eukaryota; Metazoa; Arthropoda; Arachnida; Ixodida; Ixodidae. The record is from RefSeq and is a predicted model, not a curated record. The transcript is spliced from 15 exons. Gene Ontology annotation, biological process: lipid metabolic process; positive regulation of ceramide biosynthetic process. Bases 117 to 2525 code for a protein of 802 amino acids. Gene Ontology annotation, molecular function: protein binding.